AAAAAACUAGGUCAAUCAUGAUUAGAAAUUUAUUUUUUCCUUUAAUACGGGUAUAUUUGCUUGUAAAAUUAGUUUUUUGCGCUUAAUUAAAGAUAGUAAUUUAUUUAAUUAUAAAGAUUAGAAAUGAAAAUCGAAUAAAAUUGAAAAUAUUUUUAUUUUGAACAUCCGGGAACAUCUCCGUAGAAGUGUCUUCAUUGGUUGCUUAGCAACGGCAUCAAUCAAAAUUCAAAAUAAAUGAGCGUAAACAUGGCACCGAUUGCAGACGAUUUUCUAAUGGAUUCUAACAAGAAUUUGGUAAUUUUUAACGCCUCAAAACAAGAACAAUUCAAAGUAAACGAUAAUUACAAAAGUUUCUAUAGAAAAUUAAAGUUUGUCGCUAAGGUGGUUAUAAAUAGAGAAGAAAUAACUUCGGAAUUGUUAAAAAAUUGCAACGUAUUGAUUCUGCCCGGAUCGCAAAUGAUUUUCGAGGAAAACGAAUUGAUGGUAAUGCAGAAUUAUAUUGAAAAUGGUGGAAGGAUUUUAGUAUUGCUUACAGAAGGCAAAUCUGACGAUCCAUCGAAUGUAAAUAUUCUUUUAGAGACUUUUGGUAUAGUACCUAAUCAAGACUGCCUCAUAAGAACGCAUUAUUAUAAAUAUUUCCAUCCAAAAGAAUGCUACAUUGCGGACGGUCAAAUAAACUCUACGCUGAAUAAGAAUAAAGAAGACAUUAAGUUGGUUUAUUCAUUUGGUUGUACCUUGAAUGUAAUGAAACCCAGCGUUAUAUGUUUUAAGAGUGGGUUUGCCACAUUUCCGGUGGACUGUCCUCUAGGAGCACUUUACUACGACGAAAAAACCGGAGGCAAGCUUGUGGCAAUUGGUUCUGGACAUAUAUUUUCAGAUAAAUACAUUGAUCAAGAAAAUAACGACAAAUUUCGGGAAAUGUUGUGGGUUUUCCUAAACGAUAACGAACGUGUCCACUUUUUACCUACUGAUCACGAUGAUAUCGAAGUCACUGAUCGAAACAUAGUACCAGAAACGGCAGAGCUAGCUGAAAAACCCAAACUGUGCUUAACCGAUGUGGUUAGUAACACUUCAGUGAUAGACUAUACAAAACUUUUUGAUCACAAGGUAUAUUCAAUGAACACAAAUCUCGUACCAGAGACACUGAAACUAUAUGAUGACCUUGGAGUUAAACAUGUGCCUUUGAAGAUUAUUACUCCAAAAUUUGAAGCACCAUAUCCAACACUACAAGCUGCAGUGUUUCCUCCUUGCUUCAGAGAGUUGCCACCACCCUGUUUGGAACUGUUUGACCUCGAUGAGGCUUUCAGUUCAGUAUUUUCGAAGUUGGCUCAGUAUACUAAUAAAUAUAUCACGUCAGAACUGGAUGUAAAUGAUUCUGAUGGCAAAUAUUUAGAGAAUUUCAUUGUUAGAUGUUCUAAAAUGAUUGACGGUAAUUCCACAGACAUGGCAAAAGAUUUUUUGUAUAAUAUAGGAAAAGAUAUAGCAGACUUUAAGAGUAUAGAUCACAUUAAAUAAAACCUACUUAAGCACUUCAUUACUAAGUUAUAAGUUAAACUC
Messenger RNA from Sitophilus oryzae (rice weevil), 1557 nucleotides. It is a transcript of the gene IFT52, whose product is annotated as intraflagellar transport protein 52 homolog. The transcript has a single exon. Lineage: Eukaryota; Metazoa; Arthropoda; Insecta; Coleoptera; Curculionidae. The record is from RefSeq and is a predicted model, not a curated record. Gene Ontology annotation, cellular component: cilium; intraciliary transport particle B; centriole. Bases 235 to 1515 code for a protein of 426 amino acids. Gene Ontology annotation, biological process: intraciliary transport; cilium assembly.